Molecule: messenger RNA, 5358 nt
Organism: Gryllus bimaculatus (two-spotted cricket)
Lineage: Eukaryota; Metazoa; Arthropoda; Insecta; Orthoptera; Gryllidae
Source: the annotation of a GenBank genome assembly
AUGCAAAGGAAAAUGAGCAGUUCUGAGGAGGUGUCGUGGAUUUCAUGGUUCUGCGGCCUUCGAGGAAAUGAGUUCUUCUGUGAAGUUGAUGAAGAUUACAUUCAAGAUAAAUUCAAUUUGACAGGGCUUAAUGAACAAGUUCCUCACUACCGACAAGCACUGGAUAUGAUUUUGGAUUUAGAACCAGAAGAUGAAUUGGAUGAUAACCCAAACCAGUCUGAUCUUAUUGAGCAAGCUGCUGAAAUGUUAUAUGGUCUUAUACAUGCUCGCUAUAUACUCACAAAUCGGGGCAUAGGUCAGAUGAUUGAGAAGUAUCAGUCUGGUGAUUUUGGUCACUGUCCUCGUGUUUAUUGUGAAAGUGAGCCAAUGCUACCCAUAGGCUUAUCUGAUGUACCUGGUGAGGCAAUGGUAAAGACAUAUUGUCCGAAAUGUAUGGAUGUUUAUACCCCAAAGUCAUCACGCCAUCAUCAUACGGAUGGAGCCUAUUUUGGCACUGGUUUUCCUCAGAUGUUAUUUAUGGUUCAUCCUGAAUAUAGACCAAAACGGCCUGCCAAUCAGUUCAUCCCAAGACUAUAUGGAUUUAAGAUUCAUCCCCUGGCUUACCAAAUUCAACAACAGGCAGCUUCUAAUUUUAAGGCUCCAGCACGUGUAAUGAGCUACAACAAUGGAAAACGCUAGAGUGAUAGACUUCUGGAAGUGUGUCAAUCUGGUAACUGAGAAAAUGUGUAAUAACUGCAAGUGAAAACGGACACUUAGACUCUUGAAUGAGAAAUACAUAAGAAUAGUAGUUCAAUGUUCACACCACCUGUCUACCUUAUUGGUUUUAGUUAUAUGUUUUCAUCAAUCAAUUACACAAAUUUUGGAAACUGGUUGAAACAGAGAAGGCAGCGUCAUGCAGAAAUGGUGAGAAAAGGAGGACAACUCACUCCCAGUGGUGUGCCAUAUGGGAAAAAGAAAGGUUUUGGUAUGAAAAAAGCUAUGGUAAAUAUUCAGUGUAGGAGAAUUAUGAAGGAAAUGAGUACUAUUGGCUAGUGUUUUCAGGUUUUAAUAUUUUUUGUUCUGAUUGCGUUAGCAUUGUAUAUACUUGCCUUUGUUGAAAUUACUUUCACAAUUUUGUCAUGUCUCUUGUUUUUACAACAUCUGAUUGGGCAUGAUGCUAUACAGGGCAAUACAAUACAAGCAUUCGUUCUUGGGUGUAAUUUGGUUGUUUCAUGUAAAAUUACUGGAAAUGUGUUCAACAUCAUUUUUGUGCAGGUUCCUGUAGGGAUGUGAGAGAUGAUCAGAUACCUAUCUUCUAUUUCUGCAAAAUGUGGCCUUCCCCUUCUGCUAACUUUUAUAUAUAACUACAGUAAUGUUGCAUUGCUGAUAUUUCAACUGUUUUCUCUCAUUGUUUUUUGUUGUUUUUUUCUUCUCUUUUUAAAAAGGGUUGGUGUAAUUGUUUCAAUUUGUUGACUGUUAAAAUGAGUACUUGAUUUUUGUAAGCCGAUAAGAAAGAACAUUUUGAGCAUUUUUGUGCCCUGCAUUGAAUCACAAGUAUUUAAUGCCUAUUGUUGGAACCUUGCAAGUUUGUUUUUUCUUGUAAUUUAUAUCAAACAUGUAUACUAAAUGCAUAAAGACGAGCUUUUAACCUCUCAGUGAUCUUUAAGUUUAUAUAGGAGACAUUUCUUUUUGUGUUCUGUGUUAGAUAUCAUUAUUAUAUCUGUCGUAGGUUAUGAGACUACUGAGAAAAAUACAUAAAUUUGUUUGAAGACAUGUUUAUUUUUGUGAAUUUUAGAAGAAUUACUUUCAGUAGACUCUUAUAUCAUCCUGUACUUUCAGUGAAAACAUUUCUACAUCAGUUUCACUGUACUGGAAUUGUAGUGUUGCAUCAAGACAAGAUUUUACACGAAUUGUUUUCAAAAUGCACUGUAGUGCAAGUUUAAAAGUGUACUGUUGACUUCGUUAAUUGGAACCACUGCAGUCUUAGGUUUCUGUCAAUAAUGAAAGACUAACAACUGUGUGAUUUGGUUUUUGUUUCUUGCUCCCAUGUAUUAAAUAUGAAGUAAAAUUGUGCAGUGUUGAACAUUGCCAGAAUUGUUGUUAAAGGAAGCAUGUUGCACUUGCUAAGAGACCUCUGACCAGUGUUUGUGUGGAAUACUGUUGAUACCAAACAUAACAUUGGUUCAUGUUACAGUUGUAUUUCUUGUAGGAAUGAAUGGUAUCCAUGCUAGCAUCAAUAGCUGAGCAUUGGGCUAUGUCAUAGUAGAAAGUUCUGUACUCUUCCAAAUAGUGAAUGGUGGAUGUGAAUUUUGAAAUGUACUGCAUUUAAUAUUUGUUGUGGGUCUCCCAAAAAUUUAUAAUGCAGUCAUAACAUGAUGCAUCAGGUUUUUUUUUUCUUCUGUAGAUGAACAAUUGUGAAAGAUAAGUUUUUUUAAAUCAUCUGUUGUGAUUGCUGAGUAAAUUUUACUUGUUCCACCUCAAAUAUGUUAAAAUGUUGCCUCCUGUUAUUACUACUUCGAAGGGAAUAGGAUAUUGAUGGGAUAUAGAUAUUAAGAAUUGGCUUGAAAAUUGGAUGUAUGGUUGUAUUGGUAGGAUUUGAGCCAUUCACUAAUUGAACAUUUGCAAAUCUUUUGUUAUGCUGCGGAACUGUACUAGGUAUAUUGUGUGUAUGGGUGUAUAGAUGGAAACAAAUUUUAUAUGCAAAAACAGUAAUAAUCUAUCCAUUAAGAUGUGCAUAGUUACACAGAAUACCAGUAGUAUUUUGCUUUCAAAGAUUUUACAAACAUAAUACAAAUAAUAUAUGUUCAUUUUUUCUACAGUUUUUAAGUGCUAAAAUAUUACUUUUUAUUAUGAUUUUUUACAGUGCAGUGUAGUAUGGGAAAACAUCUAUGCAAAUGUUGCACUAGUAAAUAGCUAGUUACAUAUGUUUGCAUUUCCAUGCUUAUGACAUAGCUAUUGUUUAUUGUAUUGGUAUUGCUGUGUAAAGUAGCAACUGCAUAUUUUGAGAAACUGGUUUCCUUUCUGAGAUUUUAAAAACAUAUAUAUGAAUUUCUAUUCUGAACUAUUUAUAUCAUCUUGCCAUCAUACUCUAUGUACCAGGUCUUGAAAUCUACAAACAUGUCAGAUCUAUAAAUGUGUCUUUUUCUUUGUGUCCCUCUCGGAAUAUUCAAUCCUAUUUGAAGAUACUUAAUAUUCCUGAGAGUACAUCAGGCUUUGUAAAACAAGGAAGGGUGUUUCAAGUCAUUGUAAAAUGUCAAAACUUAAACAUUAUUAACUUAUUCAUGCUUUUAAUAACCUAUGAUCUUUAUUUGCAUUUUAGGAAAAAUUAACUUAUAUUUUUUGUUCAGAAAAAUGCUGGUUUACAUUAAAAUUUAUGUACCUGUAUGAAUGGAAAAAAUAUGAUGAAACUAAGUUUGAAUAUGAUUUUGAAGGGCUUGAAAAUGAGAGGUAAUUAGAGAUCAACUACUGUGUUCUGUUUACAGCAAUGUGCUAAAUAAGUUAAUUUUUUGGAGCAAUUAUGAUUUUCAAUUCAUUCCAUGAAUUGUUACAUAUUCCAGAUCCUAGUUUUGUAACUAAGGUGCAGUGUAUUAUAAUGUUAACAGGAGGAUAAAAAUUUAGUGAACACAUUGCUGUCAAAUUCGAAUAUUCUUUAACCUUCACAUUGACACUACCUAUAAAAGGUAAUAUGUGGGUUGCCAGUGAUAUAUUUGAAUGUAUAACCAAUUAUUGAAUUCAAAUUUUUGUAGCUGAUUAUAAACAAUUACGUAUUUGAACAUACAUUUUCUCUAUGCACCUUUGAUAGAUUAUGAAAAUAUUCAUGUAGAGUACCAUUCCACAUGUUAUAUAGAAUUUCAUUGCAAACUGUUAUUAACAAUUGGAAGAAAUCAAUCCUCUAUUACUAUUCCAUUUAUUACUGGAAAUAAUUGACUAUAUAUCUUUCUGUUCUGGUAUGGAUCAGUAAUCCUCUUUGAAAAUUGAAUUGAUGCCUUAUUUUAUGUGCCUAUGAGGCCUGCUCUACCGUCGGGCCACGCAGAUUUCGCUCUUACCUUUCACCAAGGUAUUUUUGAGUGACGAAACAGACCAUUUGAAUUUAGCUUAGAUGCUUCAGUUUGGCUUGAGGAUCUUUUACAUUCAGUAAAUCUACUAAGAUGGGACAGCUGGCUUUACUUCCCCUAUGAAGGAAGGUGUAUGAACGAUUUUUUCACCUUUAGAAAUCCAUGGCUUCGAUAGGAUUUGAAACCAUGAACUUGGGUAUAACAGUAAAAUGCGCUGACCGUUACACCAUCACCAUGGCAGAAAAUGACUGUCGCUACUUUUCAAUGGUGAUUUUUCUACCAAAGCUUCCUGAACGUUAUCUUGUGUUAAAUAGUCGACAAGAAUUACUAAAUAGUGAAAAAGGACAUUAAUUUAAGGUAAACGUGUGAAGGAUAAACAUUUUCCAUUGUAGCAUAUAGGUAAAUCAUGUGCUAUGAGCCAUGUCCUUAGUGAAGUUUUCAGUCUUGAGGCUGUGACAUAUUGCAAAUUUUCACCUCUGCAUUGCUCCACAUCAAUAGAACCGUAUUUAUCCGAUUAUAAAGUGAGGGCUCUUUCCUAAAUAUCUCACUCGAGAAGUAGUUUUCAUCUAUAUAUAGGAUCUAGUUUUACCAACAUAAAUCCAAUUGUGCCUAAUGGUUGGGCAUCUAAUUUUUACUUUGCCUUUGCAUGUCAAAAAACUUAAAUACUGAUGUAACAAUAUGCUACAAAGAUGAUAAAAACUGCAUGUAUCUAUAAUUCAUGAUAUUUGUGGAUGUAUCUUUGGCAUACGCUGAGUAUUUGCCGGUCGAUUUAGAUCAAUAUUUUUGUAGGGGUUUGUAAAGAUACAAUCUCAAAAACGGAUUUUAAUUGAAACAAUGAAAAUGAAUCAAAGUUGUUGCUGAGAUAUUAUUACACAAUUAAGGCUGCACCAGUCUCGUUUCAACAUUUGAUGAGUGUGAAUCUGCAUUCCCCUACUGUACUCAACAAAAGAAGUGGAAUCAAUUUUAAAAAAUUUAUAAAAAAUUCCCAAACUGAAAUUUGUCUCUCUCUCUUUGAUGUUAUCCACAUGGAGAUCUUUGAGUUCAUUUCUUGAUCAUGCAAAUAUUAUACAAUAUGAAUUUCAAGUUAAUGGUUGUUAAAGAAUCGGAGACAAACAGGAGCAUGGUAGGAAGAAAAUCUGGUGACGUAAUGGAAUGUUCUUUGGUGGCGUAAGUUGAAAGAUGAAAGUUGCAAAUUAAAAGCUCAGAACUUAUCAAGAGGGGCAAAAACGUCAAGAUAAUGUAUUGUGGGGAGGAUUGGCAAGAAAGACUUAAAAAAAAAAAUUUUUGAAGAUAAACAUGGUAGUGAUGAAAAUUAUUUUUAUAA